Phymastichus coffea is the source of this 6859-nucleotide messenger RNA. RefSeq lists its product as uncharacterized. The record is from RefSeq and is a predicted model, not a curated record. The coding region runs from base 536 to 2491 and encodes 651 amino acids. NCBI's taxonomy places the organism in Eukaryota, Metazoa, Arthropoda, Insecta, Hymenoptera, Eulophidae. The transcript is spliced from 9 exons.
GAAGCAGCUAGAGUCAGUAGUCAGUACUGGCUCGAUCGUCGCCAGCAGAAGAGUGUAUGUACGUUGCGGAGCUUUGCUCUAAGCGCGAGCGCGUUAUAGGUGACUGCACUUUCUCUACGUAAACCGCACCUGCAACACGCACACGUUGUGCAUAGCUUUGCAACACUUUUGUUUGCGAAAAAAAUGUGGUGCCUCCUCUUUGCCGUGUGAUACCGAAACCUUCUCUCUGCUGUCCGUGCAAAGUCGAAAGCUUGAUUUUACGGUGAGUGGCUUCCGAAGGCUUUUGUUGACCAGACGCGGAGUCAAAGUGACAUGCUUUACGAUCUUCCGCGCGCCUCGAAAGAGAACCAAUCAAUUGGGUCUUACAUUGCAACAUCUUUUGACUGAAAGUCCAAAAGGAAGAGGGGAUGAGGCGUCGACGUAACAAAGCCGCCCUCUGAGCCAGGGACAAGGAUCACGCACACGCCAGCAGAAUAAAGAAAGAGAGAGAAAGAGAGUGAGAGAGAGGGAGAGAAAGAGGGAGGGAGAAAAAAAGAUGAUGACCACAAUGGCAAGGCUACCCUGCAAGCAGACCUCGCCUUCGCAGCAGCGCGGGGGUUACACGACGGUCGGCGGUGGUGGUGCGGUCAUGAGCGCGCCUACGAGCUUCGCGCAGAGUCGCGGCUACUGGGAGAUGCAGCAACAGCAGCAGCAGUCGCCGCCACCACCGCCGCCGCAGGCUUACGCGAGAAGCCGUCAUCGACAUCACGCCGAUCACGUCGGUAAACGCAAGAGCGCCGUGGAGCUGCUUCAGGAGUCGAAGGCGUUCUACGUGAAGAGCGAAACGGUGCUGGACCGCAAGCAGGAGUUGAAGAACAGCGGCCACCUGCAGGUCUCACAAGUGACGGCACCCGGAGCACCGCCACGUCUGCUGCGAAAAUGCUCUUCGUCGUCGGGCAGCAACAGCGUGCAAGUCGUCUCGCCGCCUCUGCAGCAGCAGUGCUGCUGGGCCACGUGCCCCGACAUUCCCGACAGACCGCUGCCACCGAAAAGUCCACGUCUAGUACCAGUGCCACAGCGUCGUUCGGGUCCAUCGCCGAACAACGGCGGUUUGGGUAGUGGUAUCGGGCCGAACGAGUCUCAGCUGCAAACCAAACUUCGCCGACUGCUCAACACCGACAGCAAGGAGAACGUGUUCUUCCCCGAGUCCGAAGUGGUACCGGCACCACCCGCCGAGUACGCCACGCCCGCGACCAACGGCGACGACAAGUAUAGAUACUCACCCGGUGGCAGCUUGUCGCCCAGUUGCAGGGACGACGAGAGGUGGGGACAGCAGCCGGCUGGAGAAGUGCGUUUCAAGUUUGGCCGUAGCAAUUCGCAUUCGCACGGAGCGCGGCCAAGUAGCAGUGGCGGUCGAUCGGCUGGAAGUGGUCGCUCAUCUUCGGGACACGGUGGUUCAGCGGCAUCAUCUUAUGAGGCAGCAUCGACCAGUGGCGUUUGUCACAAAUCUCUACCUGAUUUGCACACUAGUACUCGAAGACGAGCAUCCUUGUCGCCGAGAGCGUCGACGAAGUCGUCCACGAAUUCGAGGAGGAUGCAACAGCAACAGAGUCCUGGUUGUUGUCCCGAUUGUGAGACUGGAUCGGAUUAUUCGGAUAGGAGCUUUAACAGGGAUUCCGUUUGUUAUAGAAGUAAAAAUCGUUGCAGCUCGAGGCAUAUAAGGCGUUCCAUGGGCUCGGGAGGUGGUGACGCGAGUAGCGUGCUGUCGUCGGGUGGUAGAACACAAAAAUCCUCAGGAUCAAGUAAACUCAGUCAUGGCGCCAACGCUCGUGAUUCCGGUGGCUCGUCAGGUCAUUGUACUCACAGGAGCGAACCUCCGCCUCGAAUACAGGACUGUUGGAGCCACGUGCGUCGUGACAGCGGGGCGUCGACGCAGCACUCGACGGAGCGCGGCGAGCGUUCGCGUAAAGGCAGUGCAUACAACAAUAACAACGGCACACCACCAUUGGCUGUCGUCAGGCAUUACAGCCCCGACUCCGAGAGCAGUAACAGCCAGACGGAUUACAGUCCCACCUGUAAUUCCAGAUUCUCGGACGGUUGGAAGGAAGGUCGUGGUCGGCCAAUCCUACGCUCAAAGUCCGAUAUCAGCGACCGUUACUGGCGUCACGAUUUACGCAAUCCAAAAUCCUCACGUCCGCCACGCUCGAUGACGCAGCUCGAGUCGUUCUUCGACCGUUUGGGUUUAGAACCAGAAGACUAUCACGCGAACAUCACCGAGCCAUCCUCGAAAACUAGCUCACCGAUAUUCUUCGACAGCGUUAGUUCGGUCGAUUCGGCACUCGGACUUUACCCGUCUUGGGCCGCGGCAAAUUCCUCGCAAAAUUGGGCGGUUAAUAACGAGGAUUGCCCGACAAACCAACGCAGCGGAGAUCCACCGAGCAUCGUUGAGAGGAAUGCUAGGAUCAUCAAGUGGCUGUGCCAGUGUCGUAAAGCUCAGUUCGGGUAUAGUUGAGCGCAAGCUAAUAAGGAUACCGGUCUGUUUUUCGGUUAAGUAUUAUCUAUACUUAUAGGAUCGCUUGAACGACUUUUAUUUCUUGAAUUGGCUUGUUUCUUGGGGGAUUUGAUGAUGGAAUCGAUGACAAAUAAUUAGCGUGAAAAAACUACGUGUGUUUUCUUGCGAUUUUUAGCGGAUAUGAAUUUUUAUGCAAUAUUUUUCUAUCUGUAAAUGCUUUUUUAAGUGAAACUCAAAUAUUCUAGAUAAAAAAAAACUAUUUUAGAUAUUACGACGUAUACUUAUUUGUAUUUGUAAAAAAUGAAAAUCAUCGUUGAAAUUAAUAGACUUGAAAAAUUAAUUGAGAAGUUUUUCUUUGAGUAAUGAUAGAUGUCUUUCAAUCGUAGACUUCAUUUUAUCUUCACACGUGCUGUAUCGAACCUAACCAACAUUCAAUUUUUAUAUUCAAAUAUUGUACAUUUUCGCAUGAAAUACGGAUGCUCAAAUAAUUGAAAUUAUUAUAUUUAAAAUUACCUAAUAUAUAAUAAUAGAAAGUAAGUUUUAGAAACAAGCCAAUUUAUGAAAGUCGCUUGACUGUUCCUAUCGCUACAAGUUCAAGAUAACGAUAAAAAAAAAUUCCAUCAUUUCUAUCUUAAUGUGCGUACACUUACUGUUUGUUCAUAAUUCCGUCAAUUUGUAGCGUUUUUCCAAUCGUAAAUGUCGAGAAAAAAGACUCGAUGAAUUAAAAAAACAAGUAGUUAAAACUACUUACAAGCUCGAUACAGUUGACGUUAUUAAUGAUUAAUUAGUUGUGGCAAUUAUCUAUUAAAAACAAACAAAAAUAUUUAAUUACUCGUAAAUAUUUUUAGAAUUAAUUCUUUCACUGUUCUGAACUCGAGUAGAUUCAUUUUCGUCUGUAAUAACCGAUAUUAUAAAUCGAAAAAAGAACUACAGUUGUCGAGAAACAAUUGUGCCAUUUACGAAUUAUAAAAUGCAGAGAUUUAUUUUUUAUCAAUAGUCUCUUAGAGUUACAGCGUUAAACAAAAUUGAUAAUAACAAUACUUUUAAUAGUAUUUCGUUGACGUCUUAUGAGCCUUAGAUUUUGUAUAAAGUUUCUCUAUUUUUUAUUGAAUUAAAUGAAAUAGGAGCUUAGUGACUAUGACAAAUGGAAGUUUUUGUUUUCAAGUAGAGCAUCAAUAAUAUUGAAAAACUAUUUAUUGACACGUGUGCAAAUGCAAACAUGUAUUCGCUCAUUUUACUCCGUAGAUUUUGAGUAGUAUGAGAGUUUUAUUUUUUUAAAUUAGUGUAUGAUCAUAUAGUAGUAUUCACCAUGCUCCUUCUUUCUCUAUACAUAUAGAUAUAUUUACAAUUCUUAUGUAUACUUGCGGUCGCUUCUAGAUUAAUAUCGUUGCUUUUCCUUGUAAACGUGUUUGUUAUUAAUUAAUGCAUUUUAUCGAUAAAAAUAUGUUAGUCGUAACCAAAAUGUUGAAAAACUCUUGUUUAAGCUGUCACAAGUAUAUUUGUUUAUAGUGUUAACCGCAACCGAAAGAAAAAUUUAUAUUUAUACAUGAGUAAUUUAUUCGGCUGAAAGACGAGGAAGAGAAAAAGAAAAUUUGUUUAAGCCUGUUAGUGUUUGUCAAAGUCGAAACUUCUUUCGAAUUUUUCUAGUGAUUAAAAAAAAAUGCAAAAAGUAUUUUGCAAAACAUAUGUUCUUGUUAAUUUUCAUAGAUUUUUGAUGGUGGAAAUGUGUUUCAAUAUAUGAACUUAAAGAAAAAAAUGUUGCCUUCACUUGCUGGUCAUAAAAUGCCGCAAACUUGAAAAGAAACAAUUGUAUAAGGUUGAUUUUUAAAUGUCUCUCAUGAAAUAUUUAGUAAUUUGCUUAGGUUCUCCCGAAACAUUUUACGAAAUACUGCGAGCGGUGAUUGAUAAUAUGAACGUGUAGAGUUCCAUUUUUUGUGGAAUUGACGAUAUUUGUAGAAUAAACCCAUGUCUACUGGAAGUAGAAGAUAAAAAGUUGUAAUAAUAUAGUCGUGCAAUUAGCAUUUUAAUGAAUAUCAAACCCCAGACAAUCUAGCGAUCACUAUAUUUUUUCUGAAAUAACAUUAAACAACGAAUGCUAUUGUCUUUCCAUUAUAACCGAUUAGUUGAUCAUCGUUCGCAUUUAGGGGCUGUCGGCACAAAUGGUCGUUUUCUGUCAUUGUUACAAAUACACGAAGUACAUACACUGUACAAACUGUAAAAUUUUGUAUGCUUCCUUUUCUUCGUGAGCACCUUUUAUGUAUUAUUGUACAUAUUUUAACUUAUUCGCUUGAUUAUUUCCAAAAUUAAUCAGUAAAUAAUUUUGAACUAAUUCCAUCUUCGUUUGUGAGGCUACUGACUGAGCAGUAGAUUGUAAUUAAAGAUGUUGUAGGUACUAUUAAAUUUAUUCCAUUUUUUAUUUAAAGCUAUAGACUGUUACGUAAUUUUUACAAAGUUGAGAACGGGGUAUACGAAAAUUAAUCAAUAUUUGUCAUUAUAUAAGUAUUCAAUAAAUGUGAAUGCAUGCACACCAUUAUUACAAGUAUUUAGUAUCAUUCCAAUAGUUAAGGUGUUCGUUUUAGUCUUGCCUCGUAUAUUUUAUUUUACUCAAUAAAUAAAAAAAGUUCGCGGUUCUAAAAUGUAUUUGUUUUACACAAAAUAUACAAUUGUUUCAAUUAUCGUAAAAAUUGCAUAUUGAUUUCGAUACUCAGAUUUAAUAAGCUUAUGUAGUAUUUUUGCAUUGGAUUCAUUUAUCAAAAAAUCACAAACUUUUGAAAGCAUAUAUUUUAUGUAACCACCCGUGUGAACAUAAUGUAGCUUUUCGAAUUCAUUGACAUUUAAUGCGUAAAAAUGAAUGUAGUAAACAAGUAAAAGAUAGUCAAAUAAGCAUACUAAUUUUAUGAAACUGCUGAUUUAUUAAUCUUUGUAGCAAGUAUGCGCGAAAAUGGUUCGAGUUUUAAGAAAAAUUUUCAUAAACGAAUAAAUAAAAGAUGCUUUUCCAUUUUUUUUGUUUUGAUGCACAAAAUUGAAAAAUAAUAUAAAGUAGCAUGCACCUAUACGUUCUAAUGGAACUUUUUACUCAACGUUUAUAUAUAUGUAAUAAUAUUUUAUUUAAUAAUUUCUACGAAAUACGAAUUUUGAUCAUACACGACAAUUAUUCAAACGUACUAAUAUAUUCUCAAAUAAAAAAUGCUUUCAUUGUAUUUUUUAACGAAAAUCUAAUGCAACUUGUAUUCGUCGUGCAGAAAAAUGCAUAAGCUAUAUUUUUUCAAUAAUCGACCACUGUCAUUUUGUGAUUGUAUUACAAUGUUUCUAACAUUCCACUACGUGCAUUUUACAAAAUGUGCACUCGGCGUGAGUGCGUGCGAAUAACAUAAUGAUGACGAUACAUAUAUUCAAAAUUCAACGCAUUGACCAAUAAUCAGUAGAUGAAACUAUAGCGUAUUUUUGACUCAAACAUUUAUAAUAUUGCUUGAUCGAUGUAAAGAUGUUUGUUUAUUUCACUUUAUUGAAAUGUAUUUCAGUUGCGAUAACAUCUAUACUUGCAAUGAGAGGACAUUAUUUUUUAAAGUUUUACAUAUACCUCUGAAGCGAAAACGUAAAAUAUAUAACAUAUUUCGUAGAAUGAGCGCUAAAAAAAAGGAAGUAAUAUUAUAUAGUGUAGACUAGUUCUUUUUCGCUUUUUUAACUAUAAUAUCAGCGAAUAUAGUCAAUCUUGUUUUGUCGUUUUACGAUGUGUAAAAACAAUCAAACGAUUUAAUGGAAUGAAUGGCGAAGUGCUUCUCUUCUGGUACUUUGGUUCGUUGGCCCGUAACUUUGGGAAAUCUUGAAGAUUAAUUAGUAAUAUCUCAACAUCGUAUCAGUAAUGUGAAACGUUGAUAUUCAGAUUUGAUAACGGGCGUAAAUAUUUUGUGUUGUCUAUGAAAAUUAAAAUUAAUUUCGAUCUAACAUGUCGAUAAUUCUGGUAAAAGUGGUUUAUACAGGGUAGCUUCAAGUCAAGCGAUGAGAGAAAAAUUGCACGGCUUCCUAAAGAAAAUUUGUGUUUCAAAUGUAUUUUUUUUUUAUGUGAAUUAUCAAUUUGACAAGUGGCACAAACACAAUAGCUAAGAAGUGAGUUUUUACAACAUAAUCUAAAACAUUUCUUUAACUGUAUAAUCCGUAACGAUUAAAUUAGAAAUCGUUAAAACGUAUAGACUUUACUUUACUUUUUUUUGAUGAUCUAGUCACGUAGACAACAAAAAAACUAUGUUAAACAUUUUAAAUAAUAUAACUAUAUUUCUUCUGUAUAGCAUCAAACGAUGUAUCUUGUAUAAUCUUCAAAGAAGUCUUUGAAUACGAGUGCAAUAAAUAAGAGUUAUUAAAAAAAUAUUC